AUGUCUCAAAGGGGUGCGUCGGAUUCCUCAAUCUCUGUAGACUAUUCUAAAGUUGCCGCUUUUUUAGAAGUAGAUGAAGCAAAAGUUCAAGAAUUAGAUGAGUCUAUGGUGACUGUCUUCUUUCUGAAGGCUAAUGAGUUUAGCAAAAUGAAAGCAGAUAAUAUGCGAUUAUCGAUUUCCAUUGAUGGAUUAAAGUGUAAUUUUGAGCAAAAGAUCAAUACGUUUAAGGAGCAAGUCGAAAAGCUACUAAGCGAUGUGGCAUCACGGCAGCAGGAAAAACAGCAGACGGAGGAUGAGAAGUUAAAACUAAUGAAUGAGAAGGCACAGUUAUCAAUGGAGGUGCUGAAGCUUCGUUCUCAGGUAGAGGAGGCAAAACAGGGGAUGGAGAUAAUUGCUUCAGCAAAGCAGGAUGUGACUAAACUACUGGAGGAGAAGAUAUCUGACCUGGCGGCGAGCAAAGAGGAGUCAGAUAGGCUUUUAGCUGCGAAUAAGGAGUUGCGAAAGUCCUCAAUAGAUUUAGAAUUUAUCAUCCAAGGAUACAAGUCACAGGAGUUGCGCGAGAAGUCGGAGAUACAAAGGUUACACCAGGAGUUAAAUUUGGUAAAGUCCAAUGCCGACUGGUUGAGCAAAGAACUGGAAUCGAAGAAUGAACAAUUGAAUAGCUUUCGUGAGAAGACGAAUUCGGAAUUACAAAAUGGUUACGAGCAAGUAAAUAGUUUAAAAAGCCAACUUGAAUUUGCCCGCGCGAAUAACUCGACACUUAAAGCUAAGACUGCUGAGUUAUCUAAUCAGCUGCAAGAGAAAUUAGUAGAGACUAAAAAAUUAGCUGAUGUGUUGAAUACAGAGAAGGAAGAGUUUACACGGGAGAUGUCUCUGAAACAACGGUUGAUUGAUCUUUUAGAGAGUCAAGUGUCUUCUAUGAAAUCAGAUUUGGAGAACGCGUAUCAAUCUGCGAAUCAAAAUGGGAUGUCUACGCCUGAAAAAGAUCAACUUCUGGAUGAGUUAAUUGAUACAAAAAAGAAUUUGGAAGCUACUCAGGCGGAAAAUAUUAAAUUAGAGGCAACUGUAAACGAACUACUCUCCGUCAAUGGCAAGAAUGGUGUCGCAGUCAUUAAUUCCAAUGUAUCAGAUACUUCUCUCGACAGUAAAAUUUCUACAGUGCCAAAAUUAUGCGGCGAUAUUGGUAUUUUGAAGAAGCAGCUUGUCCAGGAAAGACGUCAAAAAGAAGAACUCCAGAACCAGGUAGAAUCAUUCGUCGUUGAAUUGGAGCACAAGAUUCCAAUUUUAAAUUCCUUUAAAGAAAGAACAGAUAUGUUGGAAAGGGAAUUAAAUGACGUUACUCUAUUACUGGAAUCCACAGCAAAACAGAGGGAUCAGAAAACCAUAGAAUUGAAUCAGUAUAAGAACAAAAUUAAUAAUUAUGAAUCCCAAGUUUGUUCACUCAUCGUGCAACGCUCCGACUUAGCCCAUCAAGUACAAUAUCUGCUAAUGCAACUAUCUGUACGUGAUGACGCACAUGGACCAUUGACCGAGCAAGAAGUUGAAUUCGUUAAACGGAUUAUAUCCUCUGAAGAUGAGGCACCAAAGUCGGAUACGCAGGGAAUUAUCUCAGAACGAUUAGUACAAUUCAAAUCAGUGAUUGAACUGCAAUCCAAAAACGCCGAACUCCUCAAUACCAUUAGGCAACUUGCUGAUAAACUUGAAGAUGAAGAAAAAAAAUCAAGAUUCAGACUGAAAUCUGUGGAGACCCAAACAGUUAAAGAAGCAAAGGAGGCUAUCUUAUCACUUCAGGAACAUGUUCAAAGAUUAGAAGAUCAAUUGAAAAUUGUAUCAAAAGAACGGGAUGCUUUCAAAUUAGCAAAUUCCGCAAAUAAGCAAGGUGAUUCUGCUCCCUCCUCAACAUAUCAAUCAAAAAAGCUGGAUGAGCACAUUAUGGAAUUGGAAAAACGGUUAAAAAAUCUGGCGGAACAGUCCCAGGAUAACAUCAAACUUUUAAACGAUGAGAUAAAAGCUCUCUACAAGGCUAAGUCUGAAGUUACUGUGAUAUUAGAGCAAGAGAGAUCCUCAAAAGUUCUGGCUGAGGAAAGGUUGAAAUUGAUACAAUCGACUUUAUCCUUGACCAAAGAGGAGAAUUUAGAGCUGCACAAACGAUCAGAUGAUUUACAACGCGUGUUAUUAAAACAGGAUGAAAAAACUCAAUCUACAAUAGACGAAAUAAUUGCCACAAAGUCUCAACUAUCUAACUUGACCUCCAAACUAGCAAUUUUGACAUCUGAAAGAGACUUCCUUCGCAAGAUUGAAGCUGAAUUAAAGAAUGAAAAUGAAGCUUUAACUAAGGAAAAUACUACAUCAAAGAUUCUUGUUUCGCAGCUGCAAACGCUACAGCGUGAGCGCGAUAUCUUGCUUGAGGAAGCUCAAACGAACUAUAGAAAAAACAUAGAGAAAUUGGAGAGCGAUUUACACGAAACCAGGGAACAUUUGGUAAGAAGGACUAGGGAGUAUGAAGAACAAAGGGUAUCUGAUACUUCCCAGUAUAAGUGGUUUCAGGCCAAGGUAGACUCUCUAAACGAGCAAUUGGAUAACGCCCGCAAGACUUUACAAGAAAAGACAAAUUCUAUUGAAACUCUGCAGCUACAUGCCAAAUCUUUGACUGCAAAGUUAGAGGAAGCAGAAUUAAGGACACAAUCUUAUAGUGUGUUGGCAAAUGCAGAUGAUAUCACAGAUAAGAUUGAAACACUGAGGAAAAAUCUUGAGAAGGCUAAUAUUAAUUUGGCUGAUGCUUAUUCCCAAAUCGAACAAUAUAAAUCAAUGGCGAAGGUCUCAGAGCAGUCUGCGGUUGAAAUAUCUAAAGCUUUAGAAGAAUCACAAGCAAAUUAUAGGAAAAAUAUUGCUCUAUUGGAGCAAGAAAGAAAAUCCUUAACUGAUCAGAUAGCCUUAUUAAAUGACCAGAUCAAAGACCUCAAUAGUGAGCUGGAUCAUCAGAAAUCCCAAAACCAAUCCGAAAAGUCGGAAUUAAUCAAGAAAUUAAGUAUCUUGCAAGGGAGUCAAAGAAGUUUGGACGAACUCAAAUCAGAAUAUGAAGAAAAAAUUUCGAAGUUACAAGAGGAUUUAACUCAACAAGCUUCAUAUGCGAACCAAGCUCAAAAGAACUACGAACAGGAAUUACAAAAGCAUGCUGACGUCACAAAAACAAUUAGUUUGCUCAGAGAGGAAUCCCAGAAAUAUAAAUCUGAGAUGGAAGGAUUCAAGAGAUCAGCGAGCGAGGCGAAAUCUGCUUUGGAGCGGAAUGAGCAAAGUUGGUGCCAGCAAGUGGCUGAUUUAGAAUCUCAAUUAAGUUUAGCACAACAGCGUACUGAAGAGUUGAAUACACAAAAUAGGUUAUUGUAUGAUCAGGUUGAGCUUCUUUCAAAAGCUACAUCUUCAGAUUCAGAAGCUGCAGCAAGUAUGUCUGCCGAAUCAAGAGAGUUGAUUAUGACUCUACGCAGAGAGAGAGACAUUUUAGAAACUAAGCUUGAUGUUUCUAUUAGGGAAGAGAAGAUACUACGCCAGAGGUUGGGGCUGGCAAAAACAGAAUUGGAAAAUGUUAGGUUAGAGUUCUCAAAGACGCAAGCCACAGCUCCAGACAGCAUAUUUGCACGGGAAAGCCAAGAACAAAUCAUGGAAAAAUUAAACCAGUUGAAUUUGUUGCGUGAAAGUAAUGUUACCUUGCGUAAUGAAUCUAAAAAAUACCUCGAGCAGAGUCAGCAUUUCCAGAAUGAGAUAGCAAAGCUUCAAGAGCAGUUACAGCCUCUAGAAUCUCAACUCAAGUCUUUGACUAUAACUAUCAGCGAACGAGAUCAACAAAUAAGCUUACUCAAAGAAGAAAGUAGUCGUUGGAAGCAGCGUUCUCAAGAUAUUUUGCAUAAGUACGAACGUAUUGAUCCUGUUGAGCAUCAGAAGCUGGCUGAUGAAGUUACUGAAUUGAAAAAUGAACUUGAAAAGAAAUCUUUAGAGAAUCUGGAAUCACAGGAGAGGUUUAGAAAGCUCAGAAAGCAGGCUAAUGAGAGGCUGGAUGAAUUUAAAGCUGCGAAGGCUAAAGUCGAAUCCGAGUUUGAGGCUGUAUCUAUAGCAAAAGCACAAUUAGAGGCCGAAUUAGCUCAAACAUUGGAUAAGGUUUCUGAGUUAGAAUCGAAGCUUUCUUCCUCAGCUAAUGAAAAGAACGGAGAGGCAGAUAGUCUAAAGGAGGAACUGGAGGAAUUAAGGGCAAAUUUUAUUGAAGCCAAUGAAGCUGUUGCUGAUAUAAAGGCUGAAGCGGCAUCUUCUGAGAAAGAUCUAAAGAACCAAAUACAAGAAUUGACCGAGAAGAUUAAGACUCUAGAAUCAGAAAUUGAGCAUUCUGAACUGGAAGCUAAGAACUCAAACGAUUCUCCAGAUUUUGCUCCUAUAGUUGAAAAUAUGAAGAAAAAGUUUGAGGAAGAAAAGCAAGUGUUAAUUCAAGAAAAGGAUGAAGAGCUAAGAAUGAAGCUUGAGGAGAUACAAAAGCAGUAUGAGGAAGAGAGGGAGAGGGAGCUCAGUGAAUUGAAAGCUUCUCUAGUGGAGUCGACUCCAAAUGCACCUUUAAUAGAUGAGGAGACUUUGAAGAGUAAGCUGGAAGCAGAGUACGAAAAGAAGACCUUAGAAAGAAUUCGCGAAGCGGAAGAAGCUCUAAAGAAACGUAUUAGGCUACCGUCUGAAGAGAGAAUUAACCAAGUUAUUGAGAGGAGACAAAGGGCAUUAGACCAAGAGUUCGAACUUAGAGUACGAGCCCGUGCUCUUGAACUGUUUAAAGAAAAUCCUGAGUCAUUUGUCGGAGAUACUGCAAAACUGAUCAAGGAACACCAGGAAGAAAUGGACAAACUGGAAGCGAAGUUUGAUGAACAAUUGGCGUUGGUCAGAAAGAAAGCAUUUGAAGAGGGGAAACAGCAGCUCGUAAUGAAGGUCAAGCUGCUGGAAAGUAAGAUAGCCAAAUUAGAAGGCCAGCCAAAUAAAAUUAACCUGAAUAAUUCUGUUCCAUCAAAAAUUCCUAUUGACAAUAAUAACAACUCAUCACCGCAGGGAGCGCAACCUAUAGCGAUCAAACCUUCUCCAUUCCAAGUUGCUUUUGGGAAAGCAAUGGAAAAUACUUCCUUUGGUUCAUUCAAGGGUUCGUUGUUAGAUUCUAAACAGUUUAUAGCUAACACAGCUGACACAUCAACAUCAACAUUGACAGGCAACGUUGGUACUAAUACCAACAAGCGCCAAUCUGAAGACGAAUUGGCCCAAUCACCUGAAAAACGCCCAAAGGAUGACUAA
Molecule: messenger RNA, 5310 nt
Organism: Eremothecium cymbalariae DBVPG#7215
Lineage: Eukaryota; Fungi; Ascomycota; Saccharomycetes; Saccharomycetales; Saccharomycetaceae
Exons: 1
Coding region: 1-5310 (1769 amino acids)
Biological process (GO): protein import into nucleus; mRNA export from nucleus
Cellular component (GO): nuclear pore
Molecular function (GO): structural constituent of nuclear pore
Source: RefSeq, a predicted model, not a curated record